AUGCAGGAUACGCCGGUAUCGCCCUACGGGCUGUUCAAGGCAAAAACUGUUUACUUGUUAUGUGAAUGGUUCUACAACAGCGCCAACACGAAAUCCCUGGACGACCUCGACGCGCUCGUACAGAUCUUGACCACAUCUGGCUUCAAGGUAUCCGACCUCGCAGACUUCCGCGCCCGGCGGGAGAUGAAGCGUUUGGAUGACUAUGUCAGCCCAUCAGGCGUGUUUUCCAAGGAGGAUGGAUGGAUGGAAGGCGAGAUAACCUUGCCGUUGCCGAAGCCCGGGGUUCAUCACAACUCAGAAGCUGACGCGCCCUCGUUCACGGUGGAGGGCAUGUAUUUCCGCAAAAUUAUCGAAGUCAUCAUCAGCGAGGUACAGGACAGACACUUCUCCGAGCAGCGUCAUUGGCUCCCGCACAAGACAUUCUGGAACCCACCUGGGGACUCGGCGGGAACCCCAUCGGACGAGAGACAGCCGUCCACACCGCCAUCGGCAGACAAUCAACCCCACUCACAGGGCGGCCACGGCAUGCCGCCACCCAUUCGCGUGUUCUCUGAGACUUACAACUCCGACGCCAUGAACCAGGAGUAUGCCAAGCUUCGUUCACGCCCACGCAAUCCUGACGACGCCCCCUCCGUCGAGUACAACAUUCUGCCCAUCGUCGCCUGGUCUGAUGCGACGCUGCUCGCUCUGUUUGGCUCGGCCAAACUCUGGCCAAUAUACCUCUAUAUCGCAAACAUCUCGAAGUAUAUCCGUGGAAUGCCGACAGAGUUCGUCGCACAACAUGUCGCAUAUAUACCUGAGGUGAGCCAUUAUGUGGCAUCUUUAUGUCGUGGAGACGACGAGACCCCUAUAUUUUUCCGCAUUUUUCCUUAUUUUCUACGGCCAUUCGUACGACACUUAGACUUAGAACCAGUAGUUAGAAGCAUGUGA
Trametes versicolor FP-101664 SS1 is the source of this 930-nucleotide messenger RNA. RefSeq lists its product as uncharacterized. The transcript has a single exon. The record is from RefSeq and is a predicted model, not a curated record. Lineage: Eukaryota; Fungi; Basidiomycota; Agaricomycetes; Polyporales; Polyporaceae. Bases 1 to 930 code for a protein of 309 amino acids.